CCAUAAACUCAAAUAUUAUCAACACACUCAUGUUCACUUCCAUCACUCUUCUUUUCCUUUUCUUUUCUACUUACCUCUCCCAUCUAUCAUCAUCAUUCUCUUGUUAAUCAUCAUUACAUCAAAUCUUAAACAAAAGAUUUGUAGUUUUUGUUCUUAAAAAAUAUCUUUAAUUCCAAUUUUUUUUUUUUUAAUGUUAACUCAUCUUUUCUUGGAAGUUUUGAUUUUUUUUUUUUUCAUUGAUUAGAAUACCAGAAAAGUAAUCACCAACUUUAUGGUUUGUGGUCAAAUUAUAUAGAAAAGAAUUGUUGAGAUUAUUAUAGCAAACCUUAAUUAGGAAGUGGGGGAAGAAAAAGGAGAAUGUUUUUAGAUAUUUGAAGAAUUAACACUACCACCACCACAAAGGAGUAUGGAUAUGACUGCGAGAGCUACGAUUGCGGCGGCGACGAUAACGACAACGGUGGCGGGUGGUGCGGGUUUGAGUAUAGUACCGCCUGUGAAAAGCCCGGAAGCGGAGAGUGAGACACCGCAUCGGAUCCAGCCUUCAAAGCCAUUUUCCUUCAGUAACGGUGUGUUAAAGCGUCACGCGCCUUCGACUGUACUAUAUAAAAAAUGUCUAAAGAAUCAUGCUGCAAGCUUAGGUGGUCACGCGCUGGAUGGGUGUGGGGAAUUCAUGCCGGCUCCAACCGCCACCGCUUUGGACCCGACUUCGCUUAAGUGCGCCGCUUGUGGUUGUCAUCGUAACUUUCAUUGGCGGGAGCUGGAGGAGAUGGUGAGUGCAACUUGUGCUCCAACACCAGUAACUCAUGUGAUCGAGUAUCACCCGCACCACCGGCACCAUCCAUUGCCACCGCCGACAUCACAUCCACAGACUGUACCGACGGUGGCCUCUCGCGGAGUUCGGAGCCCGGGAUCUCAGUCUCCUCCUCCGAUCUCGUCAUCUUACUACCCGGGAUCCGCACCCCACAUGCUGCUGGCUCUCAGCAGUGGUGGUGUGGGUGGGCCAGAAGAUACCCCUACUGCCAACAAUAACCCUCACUCUUACCCUAACCACCACCACCAGCAGCAGCAUCAGAACCACCACCAUCACGGCGGCCAACAACUGAUGAAUUCAUCCUCCUCACAACCACCAAGCCGAAAGAGAUUCCGAACGAAAUUCAGCCAACACCAGAAAGACAAAAUGCAGGAAUUCGCCGAAAAGGUCGGGUGGAAAAUGCAGAAAACAAACGAUGAUUUAGUAAACGGAUUUUGCAACGAAAUCAAUGUCGAAAGAGGAGUGUUCAAAGUAUGGAUGCACAAUAACAAAAACUCAUUUUCAAAGAGAUCUACUACCACCACCAAUUCUGGUGGCGGAGCUGCUAAUUGUGAUAUUAAUCCGAUUAACGGUCUUAAUCAUAAUCCCGUUGAUGAUGAAGAAGAUUAUGGUCAUCUGAACGGAAAUGGGAAUAGUAAUAGCAGUAUUAGUAUCAACGAUCAGCCGCAUCACCACAGCAACCACCAUCAGUAUAAUGGUGGGAAGAGUCAUGCUCCUACUAAUGGCUCCUCUUCUUCUUCUUAAUCAUAAUUAUAACUUUCUUUAUUUGGUUAAUAAUAAAAUUAAGUUUUUGUUUAAUCCUCAAUUAGAUAAUUCAGGAUAAAAGAUUUCCCUGAUUCCCCUAUCUUUUUUCCUUUUCUAUUUUUAGUAUUUUUAUUCCCUUUUAUUUUAGUAGGUUUAUCUUGUUAAUUAAAGUGGUAAGGGGGGUGACACUCCGUUGUUGUUGAUGAUGAGCUUAAUCAAAUGGAAAAUUACUAAACUUAAUUAGAUUGCUAA
Molecule: messenger RNA, 1807 nt
Organism: Spinacia oleracea (spinach)
Lineage: Eukaryota; Viridiplantae; Streptophyta; Magnoliopsida; Caryophyllales; Amaranthaceae
Product: zinc-finger homeodomain protein 9-like
Exons: 1
Coding region: 407-1555 (382 amino acids)
Biological process (GO): regulation of developmental process; regulation of DNA-templated transcription
Cellular component (GO): nucleus
Molecular function (GO): DNA-binding transcription factor activity; transcription cis-regulatory region binding
Source: RefSeq, a predicted model, not a curated record